Messenger RNA from Porites evermanni, 18758 nucleotides. The record is from the annotation of a GenBank genome assembly. Lineage: Eukaryota; Metazoa; Cnidaria; Anthozoa; Scleractinia; Poritidae.
AUGGAGGACGACGUUGAAGAGUUCGUUUUUAUCCCACCUCCAGAGGCCCCAGUCUUUGAACCUACUGAAGAGGAAUUCCAGGACCCUCUGGCAUAUAUUGCAAAGAUAAGGCCUUAUGCCGAGAAAACUGGCAUUUGCAAGAUUCGACCUCCCCCGGUUAGAAAUCUUUUUUUUUUCGCGUAGAAAAGUCUUUAUUUUCUGAUGUGAUGGCAUCCAUUUAGCUAUCAAAGGGGUACUAACUCUUACGUGUAAUCCUAGGAUUGGCAGCCCCCGUUUUCAGUAGACGUGGAAAGUUUUAGAUUCACACCAAGGAUACAGCGUCUGAAUGAGCUAGAGGUAAUAUAAAAUUGUUCGUCUUUUUUCAAGAAAUCCGUUGAGUAUCACAUGUAAUAACAAACCGAAAUUUGCUCCGAAGAGCACAAAAAGUGGCUCGCAUAGAUCUCUGAUUCAUACUCUUACGUCUAAAAAAGUUAAACGCUGUUUUAUUUGUCAAGAAAGUUCUAAGUUUUGCCUGUAAACUAUGUAUAGUGAUUGUAGCCAACAUGUGUCCCUCCCAUUAAAAUUCUCUUUUUGCUUCAACUGCUCCUCGUUAACAGCUCUUCCUUUUUUAUCCAGGCAAGAACGAGGGUGAAACUAAACUUUUUAGACAGCCUUGCCAAAUUCUGGGAACUUCAGGUAAAUAUUGUUUGUCUAAACGUCUUCCCUGUUGGGUAAAUGUUCACUAUGUUGAAACCUUAACUCGAUGGCAGCCAUAUUGGUUUCGUCAUGUUUACUUCGCAUUUGUUAUUCUGAAAAAAAAUUCUCCUCACUCUAACUGGUUUCGUCGUUGGAUGGCUCAUUUUUCAGGGAACAUCCUUUAAGAUUCCAACAGUUGAAAGAAAAUCAUUGGACUUAUUUCGUCUUUAUAAGGUAAGAGAAACCAGGGACAUUUCUUCAUGAAAAUUGAAAAGUCUCUGUUACUGAAUGCAACGUGGACUUUCAAUUACGUCCGUACAUUUGUUAAGCACCACUCCCUUCGUUCCAGGAAGGACUUACCUUCCAUUACCAGGCAAAUGAUUGGAUAAAGAACUCUUAUUGCUAGUAUCCAUUUUGGUGUGCAUCUUUCACAUCGAAAUAUUCCUCUUUAACAGUAUUCAUGGCAACAUUUCUUUGUGUCCUUCGGAAGAAUGAAGCUUUGUGCUUACCCUUGUUUUAUAGAGGGUGUGUUUUGAGAAUUGAAAGUGAACUUCCAGUAUUUCUUAUGUAAAAUGUUACCUAAAAUGGCGUUUUUCCAGUGCCCUUUCACUUCAAGGCAAACAGCUGUUUGAAUUUAGGAGCAAAAUAGGAAAUGCAAGCAGGCACUUGUGAUCUUUAAAUAGUUCCUUGUACAAGGUGUAAACAGAAUCAUAUUAAACCUUUAGUUAAUUCUUGUAUGCCAUCUACAUCUUAUGGUGUGCUGAUGGGCCAAAUGUGGGUGUGUGAAUACUUGAAAUAUUCUCUAGAAAUAGCUUGUUCGUGCACAGAUCUCUAUCCCUGGUUAAAAUACAAGACUUAGAUUGUUGUGUGUGGCCCACAAGCCUUUAGUCCUUGUGGAAGCGUCUUUUCUGUGUAUUCUUAUUUUCAAAUACAACCAACAAAUGUACCCAUAAAGAUCUAAGAACCUUGUACAUAUUUUUGCUGGAUCUAAAAGAUUUGUAGACCACUUACUUAGACAUAUUUAUCUAAAGUCUACGAUUGAAAACGGAAGAGUUAUAUUAUUUUAUUAUGGAUAAAGUAGGGUUGAAACAUGCUUUUGCAACAUAUUUUUAGUACUGUAUUUGUUGCUUCAAGCUAUCAAAAGAAUUAUGUUUUUGAUGCAAAUGACAAUCUCUGUGGUUGUCCCCUGCAAAUGUGGGCUGCCACUUGCCUUUUGUCUUGAAGUGGCAGCUUUUAUUUGCCUGUUGUAACCAAAAUAUUAGUAAUAUUUUUACUUGCCUCCUUCACUUAACAUUAUGUUAUAGUCUUGUUACCACUUAAGCCACAAAGUCAUUUUAUUGAAGGGAUGCAAAACUUUUUCCCUUGGAUCUGUUUUCAACUGUUUUUUUCUGCAGACAUCUGUAAACUAUCAUCAUUGAAUGAGUAAACACAAAUAGACAUUGCUGAAGGCAAGGUCCAUUUGGAGGAGUAAAAUAUACAUAGCCUGCAUGCGACAGGAACUAUUACAGAGUGCGAAUUGUUUUCUGUUCUAAAAUCUAGGAUAUUUAGCGGUACAUUGGAUUUCACACUAGUACAAAAAGUUCUCUUGUCUAAUACACAGUAAGGGUACUGGUCUAACUUACUAUACCAAAUCUUCUCUAUUUAUUAAUUUUUGGCCAUUUUUUGUCAGACUGUGAAUCAGGAAGGAGGUUUUGAGUAUAUAACAAGGAAGAAGAAAUGGUCCAUUGUUGCUCGGAAGGUAUAUUUACCAUUGUGUCUUCUAUCUUUUGGGCCUAUGCAAGCUGCGUCAUAACACACAUAAAGAAGAGAGUCGUCUCAAAUUAUUCUGUUCUGCCAUGGUCUAUGCUGGCAAUGUUAAAAUAAGUAGCAACAGCCUUGUAAGUUGGGAAUACAAAACAAGACUUAGUGUACUAAAUAACAGUAGCUUCUUGGUUAUAAACUGAAAGCAACUACAGCUGUAUAGCAUUUUUGGAUAAACAGUUAAAAAUCCUUAAAGUUGAGGUAAUCUUCCUGAAAAAAAAUGCCCAACUUGACAAGCCACUUUAAAGGUUCUCCUAAUGGUAAAACCAUGAACAAAAUUGUCAACCAUUUCAUAAGCUCCUCCUUUCUGAAAUUGUCAAAAGGCAUGUUAUCUAGCCUGUUGCACGAUGAGUCCAUGACAUCCUUAUGGUUGAUGUUGUAAUCUGCUGCUUAUAAUGUUAAUUAGUUAAGUCUUAAAAGUGAAGUUGUAGCUCAGAUCUCUAGUUUUUAGUCCCAAAGGAAAUAUGUAUCUUAUCAUCAACAUUGUACAACAAGGUGAGGCCAGGUUUGGGUACCUAAAGAAAGCCUGAUUUUUCUAGGUGGGAAUCAAAUUCUCUGAACAUCUGUAUUUCUAAUAGAGUUCUUCAGUUUUAGUCAGUAUUUUGUUAAGCCAGUAUUUAUCCUAGUUUAGUUCAGAUUUUCUUUUGUUUCAUGGCAAGGAAAAUACUGGUUUAACCUAAGAAUGGAAUCUACAUACAGCAUAGCAUAUCCAAUCCUCUUAACAUGUUUUUUUUUUCUAAUUUCCUUUACAGAUGGGUUAUCAAGUUGGCAAAUCUGCUCCAUCUUUAUUACGGAUGAACUAUGAGAAGUAUCUGUACCCUUAUGACAUCUUCCAAGCAGGAGCCUUCACUGGUGAUCCCCAGCCAGGGGUUAGUAAACAACAUUAAAUCAGAGAAAUUAGAGAAAUUUUGUCUAAUUUCUCUGAUUAUUUACAACUUAUUCUCCGUAUUGUUCGUCCAAGUCUGAUGACGAGAAUUGUGUCAUUCCAGAAAAUGUCUAUACUCCUGCCCACGGAUGGUUUUUCAGAUUAGACCCCACCCCCCAUCUCCUUGGAAUUUCCGUCCAGGAGGGGUCUUAUAUAACCCCCCCUGGAAUUUCCUAUUUUCCUUUUAGUGGCCUUUAGAAAUUCAUAGUAUUUAUAAUAUUAGUGACUGUUUACCGCUUAAAAAUCACUGUUCACAUCUUUACACACACCUCUUUUUAUUAUCCCUGAUACAUUUUCUUUGUUUUUUAAGACAAUAUUUCUAAAAUACAUUUUGCACUCUCGAUUAAUUUCAUUUCAGCAAAGACGUAUUCAACAACUUGCAAACCAACAGUUGUUUCGGCAAUGCCAAGAAACACCCACAACUUCCAAUCAUUUAUUUACAUAAGACUACAUGUACAUAUAUCAAUAAAAAAUGUAACUACUUUUGUGCAUGAAUAAAACUAAAAUUACAGACACAGUUUAUCAGUAAAUCUUUGGCCUUUGAUGUGGUAUCAAAGUAAAAUCUUUUAAUUAACAACUUGUCUAAGAUAUAACAAACAUUUUAAAAUGAUUAGAAUGAAAAGUUGUUUGGAACUGUAAGGACUCGUGUAUAAUCCUUUCUGUGACAAUGUGCAAUGUAUACAUCAUAUAUAGUGGUAUGGAGUGACCCCUUGUUUUCAAAAUGACUCCAUCAUCUGUGGUGGAAAAGUCACAAGAAAUUUGUAGUCCUUCCAAGAAGUUGGUGCAUUUGAAAUUCUCAGUAAUUUAAUGUUUGAUUGAAACAGUGAGAAUUAUUGCAGACGUACAAGUCCAAGUAAAGCUUGAGGGAUUAUUUUUUGGUUAUGGAAAUGCUUAUCAUAAAAAAUGUGUCUCAUUGUCAUUGAAUUAUACAUGUACGAUGUUCAUCGAAAAUAUCUCAUGAUAUCACUACUACAGUACUUUUACUUUAAAGACUUUAAUACCCUAAACAGUCCUAUAAGACUUUCUUAUUACAGGUUGGGAUUGGGAAGAUUAAAAAAAAAAAAAAUGGGGGGGGGGGCGACCCCAAAAAAAUUUAGAAGGGUUUGUAUGGAGGUUUCUAAGCAUAACUGGGCUACGAUCUCAGAGACAAUUCACCCUGAAAUGCUCAUUUUUGGCAAGUAGGCCUCUUGGACAUUGUUCUUUCAGAAUAUCCUGACAAAUCCCAUAAUUUCAGAAAUUUCAUUUUUAUGACGUCACACUUUGGUACUUUAUUUUUGGAGGGAAAAGGAGAAGUGUUGAGAAUUUGAUGAAGAUGCAGUCAGUAGCCAUAAAGGAAAUGAUUUAUUAAAUACAGUUUUCUUUAUAAAUUCUUGAAGGUCUAAAAACGUAGUAAUCUUCUCUGCAUCCUGCUCUGUUGUUUCAGAAUCUAAACCCAGUCAGAGGUUAAUAUUUCAUAUUGUCUUAUCAGAAUGAAGAUACAAAGAAAGAGGAAAAAGAUAGGGACUUCAUUUCAAAUGCACCAAACACCAAUUACCAGAUGUCACGGAGGUCAAAAAAAGCUACUGCCGAGGAGGUAAAAAGGCUUAUUUUUUUAAAAAAUACACCACAAAUACUUUUUGUAAAAUACACCACAAAAUGAUAUUGGAUGUUCCACCUUCAUGUGAUUUUCCUUAUGUUAAGCCUCUAAGUGAAAAUCAAGCAAUGCCUAUUAAGCUUGCUAGUGAGAAGUAAAGCUUUAAGUCCUACAAGUUCUAUAUGGAUUGAGUGAGAGCUGGGAUGGUGCGCUGGUGGGAUCACUUUCCCCCCACCAGUGUGUCUUAGGGUUGAGUCCCAGCGCGGCCACCAUAUCAGGGUUGAGUUCAUUGUAGGCUCUUUUUUCUGCUCCAAGAGGUUUUCUCCAGGUACUUUGGUUUUCCCCUUUCAUCAAAAGCCAACAUUUCCAAGUUUCAAUUUGAUCUGGACAAAGUCUUAUUCAUUCUUGUGUGUUUCUUCAGCUUAAUUCAAUAGACUUUGAAAACAACCCAGAACUGAAGAAGUUACAGUUCCUUGCUCCUGGUCCUAAAAUGGCUGGGUUGACUAAGGGCACUUUGCAACCUAAAAAGGAAUUUAACAUAAAGCAAGGUAAGAUAUGAAAAUAGUCACUUACUACCAAGUAGUCGUCACAAUAACAAUACUUUCACAAAACAUUCCAGGAACAAAAAACCAGUCUGUAAGAGUCAGUGGUUUGUACUUAUCAGGUCUAAUCCCUUCAAACUGGUGGUCAAACUCAAACCGAUAACAACUAUUUUGGUGAAGUUUCCUUGAUGGUUCACAGUGCACUAAGCAAUCAGGAACAAGGAAAUCACGAUAGAUAAGCACUUAUAAUGGCUAUAAAAUGUGUAAGUAAAAGGGAGCAAGAUUGUCCAGAUUAAUCAAUUUUUACCUUCGGAGCAUUCUUGUGAUCAACUCAAGGAUGAAGUUACAAAAUAGAAGCCAAGGUCUUUUUGUGAGAUUUCUUAGUAGUUAUAUAAUGCAUGAGAACUGAGGUAAUUGAGCAAAAUCACGCCAUUGCAGUAUUAUCAGAAACCCUGCAGCUGUUUUCACUUAAUAAGUAUGCUUUGGGAUCCUGGUGAAAAACAUUUACCGUCUUUAUUUAUUUGCAGUAUUUGUUUGUUCACUUACUCUUUCAGUAUGCAUUGCACUACGUUUAAUUUACUACACAAUUAUUAUUUACGAGCAGAACUUGAAGAUAGCCCAGUCAAAAUGGAAUUCAGUGAGGAUGUCAAACCAAAAGCUAAGACACCAGACAAGACUUCACCUUCUCCCUCUAAACAAAAAAGACUUAAGCAAGCUCUCAAGCUUAAAUUUGAAAGUGUACUACAGAAGGAACAGUGCGAGAUGAGUAGAAGAAGACCAGUGAGAAUGGCCAGCAGAAAGAAUUAUUACCCAAAAAUUGUCCUGGUAAAUGUGAAUGUCAUUAUUCCUACAAAGGGUAGCCAUACAAAAUCUGUUCAUCCAAAAAAACCACCCAUGCCUCUCUCAUCAUUAUUUUCUUAUUUCAAAAGUCACUGGUGGUUCAGACUUGGAGGGCUGCUUAUAGUCAGCUUAUAGUUAAAAGUGUUAACCUUGAUGGUUAACAUUACUUUGAGACUCAUUCCCCCUUGUAAUUAUUGUUUAUUUGUGGUUGGGUAAAAGUUGGUUGUCUUAUUGCAUUUGCUUUUGUCAUGAUUUCAAAGUAAAGAAAUGCAAACUCUUUGAUCUAUUUCUGUCAAUAACUUGCAAGAAAAAAAAUUGGAAAAUUACCCCCACAGUACCCUGUCCAGGGUAGAGCAGAAAUGUUGUCCUCAUACAGCGUGUCUCAAACUUUGUAUCUCUGCUUUAAUAUCUUGUUCAUUUUACCCAACAGGAUGAAUAUUUAUGUCAAGUAUGCAGCAAAGGUGAUUCUGAGGAAAGCAUGUUACUUUGUGAUGGCUGUGAUGACAGCUAUCAUACUUACUGUUUGAUUCCGCCAUUAGCUUCUGUCCCUCGGGGAGACUGGAGGUGUCCAAGAUGUGUUGCUGAGGUUAGCAAUAAGCUUAUUAGUAUUACAUUUAUUUGAACAUUAGUUUCUUACCACUGCCUAGUUCUUGUGUUUUCUUAAGUUCACUUGCAUGCACUUGCAUAAAUGUUAUCUUUGUCAAAUUUGUGUUUUACUCUUCAUGUAUUUGCAUUAAGGCACUUCUGAAGUUGAGUGGUGGUUUUAUUUUGUAAUAAUUUUGUAGAGGCUGUUCAUACUAAUAAAAACUCCCAGCAUAUUUACACUACUUUGGAACUCAAGAAAGAAAUAGUCAACAUUUGACUUUCCCUCUGAAGAAAUUUUAUUUAUUGAUCCAUGAGUUAGAACCUUCAAGCCUGUGUCCUUAAAUCUUGAGUUGAUAGAUUAAAACUAGCAGUAGCCGUUGGCUAUGAAAUGCGGGCGAAACUGCUUUCAUAUGAAUGUGAAUGCCCUUUUAUAAGAGUUAUAGUGUCAAUAAAGGAAAUCACUGUGGAUCAUGAAAACUGGAUUGAACAACACAGUAAACAAGACUCAUAUGUAAUUCAGUGAUUUUAUUCACAGUUGCUUAGAUACAAUUAGCCUGCAAAUGGUGAGGAGUGAGGAGAGACGGUUGUAUUUGCCAGCAAAGAUACAUUGAAACAGUAAUGCGUGACACAAGUAAUGCGUGUAUCCAGUCAUGCACGAAGUCUCCCAUUUAGUACAGUACUUUUUAACCUGAAUUAAGUCUGCUAGUGAGUCAGUUGUAAUAAUGACUGUUGCAUUACAUGCAUAUGCAUUCACAUGUUUACUGUGACAUCAGCCUUAGCAUCAGACGGACUGUAAACUCAACACCAGGGCCUUCGCGGCCACAUACCAUGCAUAUUAGUUGGUAUAACAUUGGAAUUCCAAGAAUGUGAACAGAUUUGGGGAAAAUCUCGCUAGACAGUUAAAAGUGUGCCACUGACCAACUAAAAGGUGGCAGGCUCCUUCAUCACCUGCAAUAAAUCUUUUAUUCAACUUUCCUUGAAUUGUGUGAAGUUAGUUGUAAAUUAUUACAAUAGUGCAUGUUUUGAUGAAAGUAAUUUUUUGUCUGUCUGCAGGAGUGUAAUAAACCUGUAGAAGCCUUUGGAUUUGAACAAGCUAAGAGAGAAUACACACUUCAGUCAUUUGGAGAAAUGGCUGAUAACUUCAAAAGAGAAUACUUUAAACUGCCACCAGAGCAGGUGCCCACUGAUGUUGUAGAGAAAGAGUUCUGGAGACUUGUUUCAUCAACAGAUGAAGACGUGACUGUGGAGUAUGGUGCUGAUCUGCACACAUCUGUUCAUGGAAGUGGAUUUCCAUACAAAUAUAAUGCUGUAACCAGUGAGGAGGAGGUGAAUUAUGAAGCUUCAGUGGUUCUUAAUGGCAGAUUUUCAUUGGGCAGUCAAGUUCUGUCAGUUUUAUAUUCUGCUUUUCUGGAUUAAAUUUCAGUUUGUUAAUGGAGGAGGCUGGUGUUAAUGUUAAAACAUGUUAUUGUUGUCAUUCAGUGAGUUAUGUCUAAAAAUACACACGAACGAUAUUCAAUUUAAUCCUCUUAAUGAUAGACAUCACAAAGUGCUCUUAUUUAGCCCCAAUUGCCCAACAUGAACUCCAAUGGAAAUAUAUACACAAUUUUGUGUAAUGGCUGAAGAAGUAGCUAAGGUCCAAGUUAUUUUCAUUUCUAGAGAUAAGCCUGUUUAUGUUUUUUUAUUUCUGUUUUAUCUGUCCUUGUAGUAUUAUGCCAAGUCAGGUUGGAAUCUCAAUAAUCUUGCAAAUCUGGAAAAAUCAGUGUUGUCACACAUCAGUGCUGAUAUAUCAGGAAUGAAGGUUUGUUGUUAUAAUUAGCUCUGACCCUCUAUUUCUGUGUUCAGUUCAUGUCCUUGGGUAGUUAAGCGAAAAAUAAACUAUACUUCCUUUUCCCUCGCCCCAACAACAGUCAUUGGGGUAGCUUUUUUAUGUUAACUUUGAUUUUCUUUUGCAGGUUCCUUGGAUAUAUGUGGGAAUGUGUUUCAGCAGUUUUUGUUGGCACAAUGAAGAUCACUGGAGCUAUUCAAUUAACUACAUGCAUUGGUUAGCAAAUUUUUUUUUAUUUCUACCCCAAAACCCAGGGCACAAAGCAAACUAGAUACCAUAAUAAUAUGCACAAGCAGUUUUUUUAGUGUCUGGUUCAUUCCCCCAGGUAACUUAAAAUUCAUUGUAUUGCACUGCACUUUUUGCAAACUUUGAAGGGAUUUUGGGUUUUUCUGUUUAGUCAAUGGUUUGAGUGGGGGUGGGGUUAAUGGAAAUCACAAUGCAAGGCACUCGCCCAGCUUGGCACACAAAAACAAAACUGAGAAUGAUUUUUGACUUCUAAAGAAUAGCAAAAGAAAUCACAAUGAAGAGUGGAAUUCUUGUUGAGGGAAGGAGGCAGACAUUGCUUUACUCUUGCAAGUGACAAGAAUAAGAAAGAUCAGAAAGAUCUUCGAAGCAAACUAGUCGAUUAUUGCCCGAAACAAGACGAUCCUUGGCAACAAACCUUGAAACACAGAAACAAAAAAAUGGAUAGAAAUCUACCAACCACAAAUCAGAAACCAUGACUUUUUGAUCUUGUUCAAGUAAACAAUGUGUUUCCUAAGAGGUCCGCUAAGAUGAUUGAAGAAGCCGAAAUUCCUUUGAUGUUUGCAAAACACCCAUCAUGAUACAAUGAAUUUGGCAGUAAAACUAGAAGUUGUGUCACAUGUAACUGCUGUGUUUUGCAGGGGUGAACCAAAGACAUGGUACGGUGUGCCAGGAGACUGUGCUGAAGAUUUUGAGCACUCUAUGAAAGAAUCCGCCCCAGAGUUGUUUGAAGCACAGCCUGAUCUUCUUCAUCAACUUGUCACUAUUAUUAAUCCUAAUGCACUCACAGCCAAGGGAGUUCCUGUGGUCAGAACUAAUCAGUAUGCGGGCGAGUUUAUUGUUACGUUUCCUCGAGCAUAUCAUGCUGGAUUUAAUCAGGGUCUGAAUUUAGCUGAAGCUGUCAAUUUUGCCACUGCUGAUUGGGUAUGUUGUCUUAUUCUUGAUACUUUAUUACUUGCAUGCACUGUAAAGAUAUGUUAAGGUGAUGACCACUGGUAACUUUGAUAAAACAAUUCUCAGACUACAUAUACCAGAGGCUUCAAUAAACUGGCAGCUAACAGCUGCCUUUUGGAUCUCUUUCUUUGAUCUAUUAAGAUUUUAUGGGUAGGUUUGUAAAAAAAGUUGUUCUUUGGUUAGUAAAAAACACCAUAUUUAAACAGUUAUUUCUGAGCUUCUAGCUUUCACUUUUUUUCCAGGGGAGCACCCCCAUACUUCCAAGAGGAAAGGGACCUUGCAACCCCUUUCUUGGUCACGGCCACCUAUUCCACCAUCGGUCGGCAAUCACCUAUGGAAAAGUAAUUGAAAACCUGGGACUACCUGCCUCUCCCCCUUCUUCCUACCCAUCCCCCCCCAGCCCACACACACACACACACACACCUGCAAAGAAAGAGGAAAUUGCUUUAACAAAUCUCUUGCAUACGGCCAAUUGACUUUAUCCUACUUAUACAAACUAACAACAGUUUCCUUUACUUCCCUCUUUGCUUCUUGCUUUGCUCCCCUGUAACAAAAAAAGGAAUUGCUCUCUUGAAUUCUAUCACUGAGGCUAAUUGAAGUGGUUUGUGUAAUGUGGACUUAAGCUGUGAUGUGGAAGGUUGUAAUGUCACAUUUGUUCCUUUACGGAGAAUCUAGCUUUUCGCUGAUAAUAUUGUUUUAAUUUCCAGGCACCAAUUCAUUUUGUCUUAUCAACUCAGUUUUGUCUCAUUACCUUACAAACACAGCACCAAAAUUAUUAUUUAUACACUUACAUUUUCUUGUUGUCCAUUUAAAAACUUAUUACACCUGCUUUUUUUAUUUACGUGUAAUUAUUAAAAAUUCAUUUGAAUGUUUUUUUAGCUGCCUAUGGGUCGUCACUGUAUUCAACACUACCGAGAGAUGGCUAGAAACCCAGUUUUCUCUCAUGAGGAGUUGGUUUGUAAGAUGGCUGCAGAUCCAGAUGGUUUAGAUCUGGACCUUGCCAAAGCAGUCUAUGAUGAAAUGCUUGCAAUUGUGGAAAAGGAAGCUAAUAGAAGGCAUCGCUUGGCAAAAAUGGUAAGCUGUGAAUGCUAAGUGGUUUAUUAGAGGAUUUUUUUUAAUCAUCUUGCAAAUGGAUUAGCAACAAAACAAAAGUAGAGAGCUUGGCAAAUUAAGCACUGUUUGCGUGUCAAUAGUUUCUUUAAUGACCCAACCCUGCAAUUAUACAUUUAUGCAUUGUACUUUCUUUGAGAAAUUUGAACACAGAUCUGAAAAACUGAAAACGUCAGUGAUAAUGGGCUAAUUUUACCAGCAUUGCCACUGGUUACAUUGAGUUAUAAUUUUAGCUUAGUGUGAAGUGUGGUGCAGGGUAGGUUUUCUCACUGACUAGGUUGUGAUUGCUAAUACUAGCCAACUUUCCAUUGCCAGUUUAAUAGCCAGUUUCAUCUUGGACAGGGUAUUCCAGAGUUUGAACGAGGUGAAGCGUUUGAGCUGCUACCCGAUGAUGAGCGACAGUGCCGUGUAUGCAAAACCACAUGCUUUUUGUCAGCUGUCCAGUGUUCAUGCAGCCCUGGUAAGAUGUAGUUUGACACCACCUCACAUGGUCACCUAUGGGUUAAUUUUCCACUUCUUGUAUCUAGUUUUUGUGAUAUAUUUAACAUAUUUAAAUCUAUUUUUGUGUCCAGGUAAACUGAUAUGCAUGGACUGUGUCCCUGAACUGUGCUCUUGUGAACCGAACGAGAAAAGUUUGAGGUAUAUAAAAGUAGUUGGUAUGUUCAACAUACCUCAAAAUGUUACAUACAUUGUGAAGAGGAAAAAUCGCAAACAACUGUGAACGUUCUUAUUAAUGUAUUAUUUUUAUUUCAUUUUAGAUACAGGUACACUCUUCAAGAGUUACCUUCUAUGUUGCUACGUCUCAAGAGAAGAGCUGAUUCAUUUGACAACUGGGCCACUGAAGUCAAGAGAUCCUUAGAUCCUUCAGAUCCUAAAGUUGGUGAGUUAUUGAAGAUUUUUUUUUCAUUAAUGCUUACAGCCUACAGUGAAAAGAAAACUUUUAACAGUCUGAUUAAUGACCUUGCAUCUUGAGACCAACUUUACAGGAAUAGGCCAUUUCUAAGUUUCAAAAACCCUCAUCAAGUUGCAGCCUAGUAAAAAGCCAUUCUUCUGAAAGCAAUGCUUUACUUUUAUUUGUAUGAGAAUGAAAAUCGGACCAAUUUAGGUUUCUGAGAAACUGCCCACCUACCCCUCCCCUAACCCAACAUUUUUCCCUAAGUGAGAAGUAAGUGUUAAUGUUGACUUAGGGGAGGGGUAGGUGGGCAGUUUCCCAGAGACCUAAAUUGAUCCUAAAAAGCUAUUUUCAUAUCAAAGGCUUUGCAACUAUCCUUGAUUUAAACAGUGGCUUGGGACAACUUGGAAAUGCUGUUUAUAUCUUACUGACGUAUUAGUUGUUGUUUUUGAUUGACAGAUGUCUCAGAGCUAAAGGAUCUAGUGAGCACUGCAGAGCAGAGCCAAUUCCCUGACUGUGAUUUGUUCCAACAGCUCAAAGCUGCAGUAGCAGAAGCUGAACGCUGUGCUAGUGUUGCUCUUCAACUGGUCAGCAGGAAGCACAGAACCAGGUACAAUGAUAUUGAAGUUUGCAUGUCGUUGAAAUCCAAAUGCAAUCAAAAUUUUAAACAGGGAAGCUAUUGGAGAAAUUUUUCAGAUUCCAGGAGCUAUGAUCCUUCAAUGUAGUUAUGAACUGCAGGAACUAAGCAAUAACCCAUUGUUAGUUUUCAGCAAUGAGGAAUUUGGUGUGAUCUAUGUCAUAUCUAUCGCAGCCAUAAUUAAUAGGAUCAUAACACACUCUCAUCUCUUCUCUCCUGCAUGAGGACAGUAUCUGUUGAGGUUGGGUGCCUGGAAUAUCCAGGGGCUUCCACAAUUGGCAGCCAGCCCCUAGAUUGAAACAAUGCCCCCAUGACUAGCACAACAGUGCAACACAGCCAUGAGCCCCCACACGAAAGUAAAGGAACAGGCACCCAUCACACUGAAAACUUCAGGGGAGAAAAAAACAACAAAGCCUAGGGGGAGGAAGGGGGAAGAAAAUGGCUGAAAGAACCCAGCACAAAGGAAAGCUGAAGGUGCCAAUGCAUCAUAUGAUCAAUGUAGCCAGCUACUGGGCAUGAGCAUGCCAAAAACCGCUGACCUCAGGCACUUAAGGUGCUCUUAGUUGUUAACUUCUUUAAAUUGCAUUUAAAUGCAUCUAACUUAUCGUUAUAUGUUUGUUGUGUUUGUUUUAGGCCUCAUGGUGGUUCAGAUACUGUUCCAACCACUCGUCUGAGUCUUGAUGAGCUGCAGGGAUUUAUGCAGCAACUGCAGAACUUGCCUUGUGUUGUUAGAGAAGCUGAAUUAGUGCAAGUAAGUGACCAGUUAUUUGCUAAGAAAAAAGCAUUCAGUAAAAGCUGCUGGAAACACACUAGAGAAUUUUUUCAGAAUGUUUUGGUUUUCUAAUAACGGGUUCAUACAUGACAGAUGCCCCCAUCGCUGAUCCUUAUUUCACAGCCUUACUUUGAGUUCUGUUAAAAGUAAGUUGCAAGUUAUCCUCCUUUCUGUGAGGGUUUUUUGCUUGGGUAAUUCCAGUUUGCCAGUUUACACUCCUGUCAAAAGCCAACUCUUCCAAAUUGCAAUCUGUUCUGCAAUGCACAAACACUCGGGCUGAUUGGUUCUGAAUUGUCCCUGCAGGAGUUGAUGACACAUGUGGAGAGUUUUCAGUGUGAAGCUCAGAAGGUGAUACAGAGUGGUACAACUGACGUGACCAGACUACAGCAGCUACUGGACAAUGGCCACACUUUGGAUGUUGAUUUGCCUGAAAUACCCAAACUCAAGCAGGUAAGGACAAGUAUUUUUGUGAAAGCCCAAAUGUCUCUGCUGUUACCACAGCAGGAUUAGCUCAGUCAGUAGAGCACUUGACUGAAGAGUGCGAGUUUCCACAACCGGACCAUUACUCGGGGUUUUAAAAUAACUGAGAAGUAAAGGUACUGCCAUUGCCUUGCAAACAGUACACCUCCACGUGGCUCAGAUAACCACGUAAAAUGAUACAUUUACACUCAAAUAAUGUGCAUUUUCUUACUAGUGUACUUAAUUUUAUUUUUUUGUCUGUGUUGCAGGAACUACGCUUGGCUAAUUGGUUAGAACAGGUAGAUGUCACUCUUGCCAACACUGAAGAAGUCUCGUUUGAUACCCUACAAGAACUACUUGAAACUGGAAACUCGCUUCCUCAGAAAACAGGUAUUCAAGUUUGUCUACAGCCUUUGAAAUUAUUAUAGCAACCUUACAUUUCACGCCAUUGUGGAGUUCAAAAUCAGAAUCUUAGUUUCGUGUUUUGCCCAAUCAUCUCUUUUUCCACAGCAAUUGAGAAAGCAGUCAGCGAGCUCCGUGGUCUUGUGGCUCUGGGUGAACGGUGGGAAGAAAAAGCAAAACUGUGCCUUCAAGCAAGGUAAGAAACAUACAUGUGACUUAUACCCUGCAUCUUUAAAACGAAAGAAAAGGUCGUUUGGAAUCUAACGAAAAAAACAAGCAGACCUAUAAACAUUUAUAAACUAGGUGACGUAAACAUUGAAGAGAGUUUUGGAGGGGGAAAAGAGGAAGACUUGGGAUAAGUAAUAUAGCUGUAUUUUAGUAAUUUUGUUUUAGAAGCUUUAGAGUAGGAGCUGCUUGUAAGGUCUCUCCUGAUUGGUCGCAGGAAACAAUGUCAUGUCAUUCUUCCAAUUGUUUUAGUAUUGUCUGGGGUUAGGGGAACGUAAAAUUGGUGACUUCUCUUCCGAGCAGCUGCUACAUAAACCCCAGUUGUCCUAAAAGUGUGAAAAAAUGCUAUCUACAGAGUGAAUGACUCUUCCUGGACAAAAGUAAACAUCAACAGCUCACAUUUUCUGAACAUGGUGAUUACUGUGGACAAUAAUAUACUCAUUGUAAAUUACUGUAUUGUUUUAUAACAGGCCGCGUCACGUGAUGGCUACAGUGGAGGCAAUCAUACAAGAGGCAUCUCGUGUGCCUUUGUACCUACCAAAUGUAAGCGCCCUCAAAGAAGCUCUGCGUAAGGCUCGUGAGUGGUCUGACAAGGUCGAUCAGGUUCAGGUAAGAUAGGCUUGUCCACUCCUGAGAUUCAUACCACGUUAGAAAAUAUCUCAACAGAAAACACAGCGUUUUGUUCUUUAGUUUUUGACACAACUGUAAAGUCAAGUAGUUUAAAAACCUCUUAGAACGCCUCUCUUCUUGGAAGCUUUUUGGAGAGAAUUUGGAGAUUUCAAGUUUUGAAUUCAUUCACAAGAAAUACAAGAAGUACUCGAAAGCUAAGGGUGCGGUGUUCGUUCUUAACCGAGUUGUAGUCAUCGUAACCUGCUUUAUGGUGUACUUCUAGAAUGACAAUUACUAUCCUUACCUUGACGUGCUGGAGUCGUUAGUGAUGCGAGGGAGGCCCAUUCCUGUACGUCUGGAACAGCUCCCACAGAUGGAGUCCCAAGUGGCAGCUGCGCGCGCCUGGAGGGACCGCGCGGCAAGGACAUUUCUCAAAAAGAACUCGACAGCUACACUGCUGGAGGCAAGUCAUACUCUAACUCAUCUUUUGAUAACCUUUAGGAAAAACAUAUUUGUCGAAGGAUAGUUGGCGAGAAAAUUCAUUCCUUUUUUUGUUUCUUUUACAGAUCUUGUCUCCUCGCACAGACGUGGGUUUAUACAAGGCAUGCCCAAAACCACGCAAGAAGCGCGAGAAGGAAAAAGAAAAGGAGAAAGAGAAGGAAAAAGAGGUGAUAAUCGAUCUUGUUGCGUUAGACGAGUACAUCGGCAGAGACCCUGCCUUGCAAAUCGCUGAGUUUAGAGAGACUGAGAGAAAAGAAAUGGAGACAAUGCGACACUUGCGUGAAGCUAAUAUACAGCGACAAAAGGAAGAGGACAAUAAACGCAAACUGGGAGAAAGCCUGGACGGGCAGUACUGUAUAUGUCGGCGGGGACCAGACGGGUUUAUGCUGCAGUGUGAGCUGUGUAAAGAGUGGUAUCAUGGCUCCUGUGUGCCGCUACCACGAACCCAGGGUGGGAAAUCCAUGGGCAAAGGCUCAGCGGCGUUGGAAGCAGCAAAAGAGCUGAAGUAUCUCUGCCCGCUUUGCUUAAGAUCCAGAAGACCGCGUCUGGAGACUAUCCUGUCUCUGUUGGUGUCGUUACAAAAACUGCCCGUGCGUCUCCCCGAAGGGGAAGCACUGCAGUUUCUCACUGAAAGAGCAAUGAACUGGCAGGAUCGCGCGCGGCAGUUUCUUGCUGACGAGGAUGUUGUGUCUUUGCUGACUUUUCUUAGUAGAACUUCCACCAGCUGGCCUCAAGGAGUUAGUGCUGAAAACUUGUCUGCGUCAGCUGCGCUACUGCGGCUCGCCCAAGGAGGCCUUCAGAAUGACGACUCGGAGAAGGCCGCCGCAUCAAGUGAUGUCUCUGUCACUGACGAAGGGAGUACAAGUGCAGCCGAAGCUAGACCGGCUUUUUCGGAGGAGAAGCGAGCACGAGCCGAAACACUGAUGAUGGAGGGUGAUUUACUGGAGGUGACACUUGACGAAACUGAACAACUGUGGAAAGUGUUACUAAGUCAGAAGACCCGUGAAGAACAAGAAACACAGGUACAAAAAUAACAUAAUUGUCUUUUAUUUCUUUAGAAUGUGAACUCCUAAGCGGAAGUAACAGCACAUUAUCGCACCUGCUAAAGAAGUGUGAGUUUGUGCGUUCUGCGGCCAGUUUAAUCGCGCCCUCGAAACUCAAGAGGCUCAUUACUUGGUUUAAUGAAAACAAAACGCCAAAACAGUCGGUAGAGGGUUAUCUACAAGUUAUUGGUGUAGUCCGCAGCCUUUGCUUUUUCAUCCCAGUCGCUUUCAUGAAUAAUCCUAUUUUUCGAGCAGUGUUGUGGUAAGGAACGCUUUGUAAAAAAAUUAUUGCAUGUAUGUGACGAAUGACACUCAAGACUAUGUUUUUCCUCUAAUGUCGGUGCCGAAAAACUACAACACACUAACCAAUCACUAUACCAGCAGCUAUUAAAUCAAAGAAAACCUAAUUGGUUGAUAAAAAUUUGCUAGAUUAUUUAGUCAAGCACAGCGCUUCGUUCGUAUUAAAUAUUUGCUUCCAUACUUAAUUGAAAACCCUUCAAUGAUAUUUUCAAAUUUUUGCAGCUUUUUGAGGCGAAAUCCGACAAAGAAAAGGUGAAGAGAAAGCGCAAAAAGAAAGACGACGACGAAAAGGACAAAGACAAGACAACAAAAAAACUGUCAAGUAACAGUUCUGCUUCCAACACGACAAGUGAAACGGAGAUAACAAAGAAACGACGGCGGAAGGAUAAAGAAAAAGGAAAAGAAAAAGCGGUCAAGGUGAAACAGGAAGAAAUAGUUGAUGUUGAAGAGGAUGAUGACGAUGAUGAUGACGACGAGCUCUGCGCGGCCGGCAAAUGUACAAGACCCCAAGGAGACGAAGUUGGUUGGGUGCAGUGCGACGUCUGUGAAAAAUGGUACCACUUAGCAUGUGUGGGACUAAGCCCAGAGAAAGCCGAGGCUAUGGACUCUUAUAACUGUCAACAAUGUUUGAUUGGGGCGUCGUCAUCUACUAACGUGGCCGCGGGAGGGACACCCACUGCUGCCUCACCCGAGUCGGAAAAUAUUGAUGUUGAUGGGACCACACCCUCUGCCACUACCCCUACCUCCCCAAGCCCUCCUGUCUGCAUAGAUGAGGUUCAAGGCUCGGAGGCCGUGCAUUCGGAUAAAAACGUGGAGUCGACUGCGACAAAGGCAGUGCGUCCGGUAACCAUGAUCGAUUUGUGCUCAGAUACAGAAGAUAUGGACGCCGAGUAGGCGUUGUUUAGUGAGAACACGCGGAGACGAACAACAUGGAUAAAAAUGAUGGGUCGUGACCUGUUAGAACAGUUCAACUGAUUUCACUUUGUACUCUUUGUACUAUAGCCUCUUAACAAUGGAUACAAGAAUAUUUUUCGAGGAAUACAUUACAUGGCGCCCAGCUCACAUGCAGUUGUGCGUCUAUAUGCGAACAACAUUUUUUUAAAAAUGUGUAAUAUUGCUAUGGGAGACGAGUUAUUCACUAGUUUUGGAUUGAGUGUGGUCGCAGAGCUAUCGUCCAAUUUGCUAGAAAUCCGCGUCUUUAACACAAAAUGAUUCUAGUAGCGUGCGUGAGUAACUAUCCUGGAAUUUGGUUGCUUCCUUGUGGAGUAUCUUUCUUUGCAAAUUCUUCUUAGCAGCUUGUAUGGAAGGAAUUGGGGUCGGGGAAAAGCCUGUGUGAACGAAAUGUGCCAUUACCCUCUUCGUUCUAUCGACAACCAUGCGGCCUCGUAGUAAGCCUCGAUCGAAAAGAUUCCGAGGCCGUUUAACCAAUUCAGGCUUUGAACGUGUACAAGCCAGCAUAUGAAUGAUAGUUCAGAGUUUCGGAACAACUCGUAUGCUAUUUUAACUAUCGCUCGAAAAAUGAAGAAUAUUUCAGAUGAUUCACGAAUUUUGCAAGACCGCGUUUCUAUGAAAUCUUGAUGAUUUUCUCCUCCUCUUUGGUCAAACCGUUUAACUUUACUCCAGAUUUCAUAAAAUUGCUCCCAAGAUCAAAGUUGCAGUGUACUAUUGCUCUCUUCCAGCCUACUAGUGGAGUGACUAGUAGCCCGUGAAUCAUAAAAUCAGAAUAUAAUUUUUUUCAUGCUUUAAGGGUUUAGACAGUUUUUUUCUUUUCUCAUGAUUUACCUUUGUGAAAAACGGGAUACUUUUUGGUUUCUAGCACGCUUCGAGGUGGAAAGUUACUGUGAAC